AGUGUUUGUAGCAGUGAUUCACUCAUUGUUUGUGUUUUUGUGAAUCAAUGAGAUUUAGCGCCAAAAUGGGAGACAAUGAACGCAUUGAAGGCAUUGAAGGCAUUGAAGACUUGGGACCCGAUGUGGAGACUGUGGACUGCGAGACCAUAACGAUGUUGGAUGUGCUUCAAGAGGAACAGGACUUAGAGGCGGACGCGUUCGCAGUGCUCGGCGGCAGUGACGACAAGAACUGCACUUACCUUAAGGGUUAUGUGAGCCGUCAGGCGCUGUACGCCUGCAAUACGUGUCAAUUGGUGGCCACGACUGCGGCCGACGCGGAUGUGGCGCAGAGGGCGGCCAUAUGUCUGGCCUGUAGUUACCGCUGUCACGACGGCCACGACCUCAUAGAGCUGUACACUAAACGCAACUUCCGGUGCGAUUGCGGUAACGAUAAGUUCGCUGAAAGUAAUUGCAAAUUAUAUUCAAAAUCGGGAGUAAAUGUUGACAACCAAUACAAUCACAACUUUGAUGGCAAGUAUUGUGUGUGUCUUCGGCCAUAUCCUGAUCCCGAGGAUGAUGUGGACGACCAGAUGAUACAGUGCGUGGUGUGUGAGGACUGGUAUCACGGAAGGCAUUUGGGAAACUUUGACGAAAACGUGGAAUUUUCGGAAAUGAUUUGCAAUCUGUGUGUCACUCGAUUGCCAUUCCUCUGGUUCUACAACAAGACAUUUGGCCAAAAAAUAGAAGCGAAUGAAUCGAAUGCAGACAUCGAUGUCUUGUCGGCUGAACAGAAAGAGAGUCCCAAAGUGUUGGCAAUGAGUGAGCCGUCGAUGGUUUGCAGCGAUUCUCAAGCUGUCGACAGCGGUAUUGAGAACUCAUGCGAUUCGAUGAACGACUCGUCGGGCAAAUUGACGACUCAAUGCAAACUAAACGCUUUGAAAUCGGUAUCAAAUGUUGAGAAUCCACCGACGGGUCAGUUGGAGGCCACGUAUUGGCCGAUGGAAUGGCGCCGACUUCUCUGCAAAUGCAAGAACUGUAUGACUCUAUACUCGGAUAAGAAAUGCAUGUUUUUAACCGACGAGAAGGAUAUGGUUCACUACUACGAGAAGGAAGGCAUGCAAUCCAAUACACGGCAAAGUGAUUACGACAAAGGAUUGUCUGAAUUGGGAAAAAUGGAUAGAAUUCAACAAAUUGAAUACAUUAGCGGUUACAACGAUUUGCAGAACUCUUUGAAAGAGUAUUUGCGAACAUUUGCCGAAUCGAAGCGUACGGUUCGCGAAGAAGACAUCAAAGAGUUCUUCCAACAGAUGUCGGCCCGAAAGAAGCAAAAGCUCGACAUUCCCUACAAUUGCAAAUAAAGCCACACUUUUCAUGUCUAUUAUUCUUAUUAUUACGGCUUUGCAUCUCAUUAUAAAUUUCAAUAUUUGUUUGUUUUAUAAAUUUAUUUUUAAAGGUCUUAAUCUGAAAAACAAAAUGACUUUUAAAUGUUUAACAAAAUGCACC
Messenger RNA from Medioppia subpectinata, 1482 nucleotides. The record is from the annotation of a GenBank genome assembly. NCBI's taxonomy places the organism in Eukaryota, Metazoa, Arthropoda, Arachnida, Sarcoptiformes, Oppiidae.